Melanotaenia boesemani (Boeseman's rainbowfish) is the source of this 1742-nucleotide messenger RNA. It is a transcript of the gene drc3, whose product is annotated as dynein regulatory complex subunit 3. The transcript is spliced from 13 exons. The record is from RefSeq and is a predicted model, not a curated record. Gene Ontology annotation, molecular function: protein binding. The coding region runs from base 122 to 1669 and encodes 515 amino acids. Lineage: Eukaryota; Metazoa; Chordata; Actinopteri; Atheriniformes; Melanotaeniidae.
UGUGGAUAGCCGAGGGUACAAGGGUAAAAGGACUCUUUGACGUUGGCAAAAAUAAUAAUUAGACAUUCCUAUUGCCAUUGAGUGAAUUGUAGACCAGUGCACCUUAAACACCAUCAGCAACAUGGAUAUGCCACCUACUUGCAUUAAUGAAGAGCUCCUGCAGAAUGCUGUAAGCAUAGAGAAUCAGGUCAAGGAAGAAUACGCUCUGAGUUUUCCAAAGACAGAAAAAAUCCACUACAGUGAAGUCCUGGAUUUACAUCUUGAUUUCAAAUACAUCCUGAAGAUUGACCUCUUAAAUGAUUUCACAUCUCUGGUCAAGCUUGAUCUGAAGAACAACCUAAUAAAAGAGAUUCAAGGCCUGGACUCUCUGAUAAAUUUGAAGUGCCUAAAUUUGUCAUUCAACAGAAUCAAGAAAAUUGAGGGUCUGGACUCCCUGCGGAAACUUGAAUUGUUGAAUUUGUCGAACAACAGAAUCUCUCUUAUUGAGAACAUGGAUACACUUGAGAACCUCAGUCUUUUCUUCAUUGCAAACAACUUCAUCAGUCAGUUGGACAAUGUGCAUUAUCUGAAGAGGUUUAAGAAGUUGCUCAGAAUCUACAUGAUUGGAAAUCCUGUCACCAAGGAGGAAAAUUACACAUUGUUCAUUGCUGCCUAUUUUCCAAACUUGAUAUGGUUGGACGACAUAUUAAUUGACCAGGAGAUAAGAGAAGAAGCAUUCAUCAAAAAUCAAUAUACUCUUGAGAAAAGUAAGCUUGAAGAACAGCAGAAGCAAGAAGCUGACGAGGCUCAUCGAAGCCAAGAAGCUGAGCUAAAGUUACACAAGGAUGCCUAUGUGGAGUUUCUUAACGGCUCAUGUCUGUUUAACAGCAUGUUUAAAGAUGAUCCAGAGGCAGAGAUAUUACGCUGCACUCCAGGAGUGGCUCCUCUGCUUCAAACAUUUGAGGACCAAUUGAUGGAGCUGUGCACACAAUUGUUCAACAUAGGUUUGGCUGAGCACACACGCAGAGAAACAGAACUGAACUCUUUCUUCAGUAAUCAGAAUGAGGCUGAGACACAUUACAAAAAUAAAGCAUUACAGGUGCUGGAAAAUUUUGAUUCGCAGCAUAAUGAGAGAACAGAAGAGUUGGAGCUGUUAGCAGACCCAGACACACUUAAGCUCAAGAUCAACCACUGCAAUGACGAAAUCACCCAGUUCUGUAAUAGCCUCUUGACGCUGGAAUUUGAGCUGGACAAUAAACUUGAGGAGGAAAUUAAAAAGCUUGAUGCUACCGUCACAGACAUGGUGGGCAACUUCAGUGAAACUGCACUGGGAAUAUUUGCUCAGUGUCGAGAUCUGGAGGAUGAUUAUUUUCAGAAGGUGCGAGAAAUUGCUGUUGCAACUCUGGAAAAAGUAGCCAAGGAAAACCAAGAAGAGGAGAUGCCAGAGGAUGUGAUGAUGCUGUUUACAGACAAAAACACAGUGAUGGAUGCGUUGGCCACAGGUCAUGAUAACCACCUGAAGAUUAUCAAUGACCGAGAGAAUCAGUUGGUUACACGUGUUAAUGCCUGGAGAGUGGCUCUCAUUAGAGGGAUUCGUGAAGAGGCACUUCAGUGGAACCACAUGCAUGUCUCAGAUAUUUACAGAUACGCAGACCAUUUGAGGAAGCAGCUGGAGAAGCAUUAUCAGUGAAACAAAUAUCUGUUCAAGUAAAAUAAUAGAUAUUUUACUAUUUAUAUUUGUGUCACAUGAAAUUAAAUAAAUA